Venturia canescens is the source of this 5002-nucleotide messenger RNA. Its product is annotated as forkhead box protein D3-like. The transcript has a single exon. The record is from RefSeq and is a predicted model, not a curated record. Lineage: Eukaryota; Metazoa; Arthropoda; Insecta; Hymenoptera; Ichneumonidae. Gene Ontology annotation, biological process: regulation of transcription by RNA polymerase II; anatomical structure morphogenesis; cell differentiation. The coding region runs from base 1578 to 2801 and encodes 407 amino acids. Gene Ontology annotation, molecular function: DNA-binding transcription factor activity, RNA polymerase II-specific; RNA polymerase II cis-regulatory region sequence-specific DNA binding.
AUCGACGCCGCUCUCGGCACUUGACACUUUUAACGAGUUUAUCAAGUCACGCGAGUUCGUUUACCAGAUUUUUAGUGUCGCGGAUUAUCCUUCGACGCCGGAGCUGUUCGACCAUUGUUUUUACGUGGCAAUAAUGAAAACGAUUUGAAAAGAAAAACAAUAAUGACGCUCUGCAGAGCUCAAAUAAACAACGAGGGUCUAAAAAACGCGGCGCUUUCGUGUCCCCACUUGGAUGGAAUUCCGAAGCUACGAGCAUGUGAGAACAAUGAAAAUUUCGCGAAUCCGCUCUUGAUCGACGUUCGAAUCCCCGUGGAAAAGUUUGAUCAAAAGACUCGGUAGAGAGUCUCGGGACAAAUACGUUGACAGCCCUCUCGUCUGUUGAUUAUUUUCUGGAAAGAACUGCACAAUGCUGACCGAAGCGAGGAACAAUACCUCCGUGAAAAUUCGCUGGGAUUAGGAUUCUGAAGUUUAGUUUUUAGUGCGUAAAAAUUCUUCAUUCCCUCGAAGGACUUGAGAUAAGAAUAAUUUUCGAGAUGUACCGAGAAAAGUCGCCGCGUUUACCUGGCCAAUUCAUCAUGAAGUGACACUACGAGGACAAAGAUGCAAUUUAUCGGGUAAAUAGCGAGUUGCACGUGUGCGAAGGGCAAACGGAAUCGUCACGGUUGUGUUGAAAUAAGAGGUUUAACUGAAAGUGGUGUAUUAAGUAAUAAUUCAAGAAGAAGAAGACGCGCGAUGAGAAGAAUUCCUUUGCGACGGGAUUGCGCCAGCUCCCAAUGACGACGAUGAGUCCCCGUCAUCAGCUGGAGCUUCCUGAUUGGCCGUAAGGCGGCGAGAGUGAUUGGAACGUACGAGAAAAUCUUAGCAAACAAGUGCCAGGUGAUUAACGACGCGGAAAUAGCGUGUACUGAUCCAGAAUUAUUUCGAGGCAUCGGAUGAGCGGCAUUCCGUCGUUGAGUGACAGAUCAGAGCGAGAGGAAGCCCAAGGAAAGAAAGAAAACGUGCGAGAUGAAAGAGCCUCGGAAGCGAAGGAGCGAGGGAGACGGAGAGAGUCACGCGUAAAGAAAGAAAACUCUCGCUCGCAAUCGUUAUCUCUUGACAACAAACAAACAAUCUCGGUUGAGGAUACAAAACUAUUAGCCUAAGACGAGAUAGCGUUCGGUGGGAAGAUAACUUUGGCGUCUGACACCAAAUGAGUUUGCAUUAAGAGCAAUCGCGACAGUGUGUACGAGGCCAAGGAGAGAGUCGCAGUUCGAAGUGCUCGAUACUGGUAAAAAUAAAUAGACACACCGGUGCUUAGUAGACGCGAUCGGUUAAAGCGUGAAACGGGAUCGUUAACAAGAACGAUGGCAAUGUCCAAGGUCGUAAGCAAGGUCGUACCAUUUCGUUAAUGCGAAUCGAAGAAAGUGUCGAAUCUCCAGUGACUCGUUAAUUCGAGCGUCGUUUCUUGGGUGUCGCAUCGAUAAAACGGGGUGAAGGUUGGCGCGAGCGCGUCGGAGCCCGCGUAUCGUCAUUGCGAACAGCGUGAACCGGGUGAUUGUGAGAUAAAUAAAUGGAAUCGAGUUACGGAAGCUUGAUAAAUGUUUGAUCUAACGCCAAUGAAAAUGGACGUAAAUUCGAUGAUCGGCUCUAACGCCUCGUGCGACGGAUGCGCCGACAGUGAUCGGGACUCGGACAGCAGCGGUAUGAUCGUCGAUCCCGUGAGCCUCGACAAGCACGUGAACAUAGGACGCUCGGCGCAUCCUAUUCUGCCCUUGUCGCCGGGUCUGCCGCGGAAUCGUAGCAAAAGCGUAAAGAGAAAGUACUCGAUGAUAUCGACAUCCUCGAGCGCGUCGUCGGGAGCAAAGUGUUCCGCAAACCCCCAAACUUCUUCGUACCCCCCCAACGAGGGGAAGUUGCCCGGCACACACAUAAAGCCACCUUAUUCGUACAUAGCGUUAAUAACCAUGGCGAUACUGCAAUCGCCCCAGAAGAAGCUAACCCUGAGCGGUAUCUGCGAGUUCAUAAUGGCGAGGUUUCCUUACUACCACGACAAAUUUCCAGCGUGGCAAAACUCCAUAAGGCACAAUUUGUCGCUGAACGAUUGUUUCGUCAAGAUACCGCGGGAGCCGGGUAACCCGGGCAAAGGGAACUACUGGACGCUGGAUCCUCUCGCAGAAGACAUGUUCGACAACGGGAGCUUUCUCAGGCGUCGCAAGAGGUACAAAAGGCCACCGCCUCACUACGUUUUACGGGAUCGAGCGAUAAUGGCUACUUUUGCGAUUUGCGGCGGUCCCGGAGCCGUCGGCGGUGGCGAACGAGGCGUCUGCCCCGCCGGUCUCGGCCACCCGGGCUCAGCGGGUAUUCACUAUCCGGCGGCGGCGGCCGCCGCCGCCGCUGCUUAUCUCUCGCAGCAAGGACCCCCGGGCCUGCCGCUUCUCAACUUCCCACCAUCGGCCCUGGAAGCCCUCAAACUCGGCGGGUUCCCCGAGCCACCGCCGUCGCUCUACAAACCCGUCGCCAUAGCGGCGCCUCCGAUGAGACAAGCCCAAAAUCAUCACUACCACGACCAUCAUCAUCAUCACCAGCAACAGCAGCAUCACCAGCAGCAACAGAGCAUCGCAUCACCCACGGGAAGGAUGAGCUUCGUGUCCGGCAGAAGCUCAACUUCCCUCGAGAAGAAACAGAGCUUCAGCAUAGACGCGCUCAUCGGGAAACAAGCCGUAACUACCGAGCACACGAUCGUCGGCGGAUUGCUCGACCUCAGCCCGUCGGAGCACCGCGAAAUAAGGAGUCAGACCUCGGCGUUUUCUCCUCUCGUCUAAUCCACCACCACCGUGCAAUCAUCCAUCGCGAGACUCUGAUCGGAACACCUGGACCUAGGCGGCCUCCAAGCCGUGAGGAAUGUCACAACUGUCCACUGCAUUCUCAAAAGCUUCUUCCGAUGGCGACUCUGAAGUGAGAAGAAGUUGGCCAAUCCUGGGGACAAGCGCGUCUUUGCCUUUGUCCUUUGAAAAUGAUAUUUUCGUUGUACCUCAUCGUUGUCAAAGAUGUUAAAACGACUCGAUAUAUUCAGGUUAAACAGCAUUGUAAAGGACGAGAAACCUUGAAUAUUAUAUUCCCUGGCUCGAAAGCAUAAAUUGAGGCAAAUAAUGGUUUUUUUUCGAAAGUCGAUACCGCGAGAUUCGCUUUCCAGUGGGUCACUGAAAACACUUGACCCAAACUUUGGCAUUGAAUCCUCAUUUUUAUACUCGCCGUACACCACGCGAUUGGCAAGCAACAAAAAAUUCAUGGAAAGGAUUUCUAGAGGGUAAAAAUGACAGCGGAAUAGAGAAUGUACGUGAGACUCGAAUGCACCGCUGGGUUCGUGUACCCAUAAGCGAUGGGGAAGAGCAGGUUACUCGAUUUUCGUCGUAAGUUUUAUCGAUGAAGCCAGCACAGAGCAAUAACAGCAUUGUAAAUACAGCAACCACGAUUUCACGUGUGUGUGCAUACCACUUGAUUUUGAGGGUGGGAGGAGGAUUCUCCUUUUUUCUUCUUUGGUCCAUUGGCAUUCUCCCUUGGUGUUGAAUAAAGAGCUCAGGCAAAAGGGGGGUUGCCGAGGGUUGCCGGUAUGAUCCUUUGUAUUGUUGUUUGCGCGCGCGCGCGCGUGCGUACCUUUGAAUAUGUACGAGUAUAUAUUUAUCGGCUGAAGAAAAAAAGGCCCCGGACCGGCAUGUCUACUGCGCCAGCAUGCUUAGUGUACAUAAUACGAUGAUAAGGUAUGAAGAUGCGUUAGUUCAUAGGCUCCUAUUAUACACAACGAAACGUACGAGAAACACACACACACACACACACACACACACACACACACACACAUAGAGAACAUUCACGUACUGAUGUUAAGGUGGGGCAAGACGACACGCGACAGGAAGCUAUGACAAGAUGUAAAAAAAAUAAUGAAAAACUUGAAUAAAAAAUUAAACAAACGAAACUCGUCAUUGCUAUGAUGCGGUAUUUUAUACGUACAUGUACAGGUCUAGGAAUUAAAGAUAAAUAAUACAAAAGUCAAACUACACUAAGAUUUGAAUGAAUGAAUAAGUGCAAGAAAUUUAAAAAAAAAAACUGACGGAAGAAAGAAAACUGAGGAACGUGUGUUGCUGCUUGUAGUUUGCAGAUGAGUUGAUACAAGGAUAAAUUUAAGUUCAGUCGAGAUGACGAGACGACUAAUUCGAUCGAGUCGAAUAACCGAGUUUGUUUUUUUGAAAAAAAAAAAAAAAAAAGUUUUCUCGUUCUUUUUAUCUGUCGUUGAUGAAAAAAGCUUUGCGAUGUUCAUUGUAUUUUUGCACUUUGUAAGUUUGCACUGUACAUUUUAACGAGUCACCGAGAAAAGGAUUUUUUUUUUUUUUUUUUUUUUUUUUUUCAAUGAUUUGCGUUCGGCUGCGCCGGAAUACCUGUGCGAGGUGACAUUGAACGUUUUCCGUCUUGUCCCACCCGACCCUCACUACACUUAUUAUGCACACGUUAAAAAUAUCUGAAAGUAAAAUGGAGAACAGAAAGGAACAUGAAUAAUAUUGUGGAUCGAAUAAAAGUGUAUAGAUAGACGCGAGAUGAAACGAAGAAUAACGAAAUAAGAUUUCUUAACGAAAAGCGAUUAAUGUCACGAGACUGCUCCCUUCGUAAUUUUCCGGUGUUACAGUUCGAAAUUUACUAAAGGACUUUAAAAGGAAUGCAAGAAUGAAAACCAAUGUGAUUGGAAACGAAGCUAGAGGCUCUUCGAAAAGCCACUCUGUUAUUAUUAUGUCCUAAAUCCACCGUGCAAUUUCUUCUUAGUUAACGUACUUUCUAUAUGUAUAUCGAUUGAUAUUAUUCACGAGGGAUAACAAACAUUCGAAUAAACGGAGGCCAAAGAACGUUGAUUGGACAGGGCUCGAUACUACCCCUGACUACACCAACCAUUCCAACGUAUAGUAAAUACUCUGUGUCAAAACAAUAGAUUUAUUAAGUAAAAUUAUAAUAAAUUGUACUUAAGUGUAUAUUCAUCUCA